Messenger RNA from Pelmatolapia mariae (spotted tilapia), 615 nucleotides. It is a transcript of the gene her5, whose product is annotated as hairy-related 5. The transcript has 3 exons. Lineage: Eukaryota; Metazoa; Chordata; Actinopteri; Cichliformes; Cichlidae. The coding region runs from base 1 to 615 and encodes 204 amino acids. Gene Ontology annotation, cellular component: nucleus. Gene Ontology annotation, molecular function: protein dimerization activity; DNA-binding transcription factor activity, RNA polymerase II-specific; RNA polymerase II cis-regulatory region sequence-specific DNA binding. The record is from RefSeq and is a predicted model, not a curated record. Gene Ontology annotation, biological process: regulation of transcription by RNA polymerase II; anterior/posterior pattern specification; regulation of neurogenesis.
AUGAAGGUUAUAUCUUCACCUGGAGCUCGAGGACAGAGGGCCGCCAGAAGGAUUUCUAAACCUCAGAUGGAGAAGCGCAGGCGGGAGCGCAUCAACCACAGUCUGGAGACUCUGCGAGUUCUGAUGCUGGAGAGCACCCACAAUGAGAAACUAAAGAAUCCGAAAGUGGAGAAGGCAGAGAUUCUAGAGAGUGUGGUCGAUUUCCUGAAGGCAGAGAAGGAUGUACAGAAGGAUCACCAGGCCUCAGAGAGGGCUCUGUCCGUGGAGCAGAGACCGGCCUGUGCCUGCCAGUCCAGCUACCAUGACGGCAUGAGGACCUGCCUGCUCAGGGUCAACCAGUUCAUAGCCAGCAAGAGCCAGGAGGCAGGGGAGCCCAGCGGAGCGGCUGUUCGGGCUUCCUUUACGCUUCCAGAGAUCCCCAUGCACCCCACCACUCCCGGCCACAUCCACCAUCCUGCUGCUGUUCUGCCUCCUCAUCCUCUGCCCUUCCAUCACCCCCAGCUCUCUCACCACUACCUGACACAGACGGCUGGCUUCCACGAUGACACCAGCAAUCUGUCCCCCGCAGGUGUGGGGCACAUCCCUGAUCCCCUGUGGAGGCCCUGGCCUCAGUGA